AUGUUAAAUCUAGAAAACGAUGCAGAUGUCUCCGCUUGGGAACUGCACAAGACAGUCCAGUCAACUGAAAACGGACCGUUGGGUAAACUUCUGAGAUCUCCGGAGUACAACCUCUUUCCACUGUCAGCAGUGUUUGAAAGUGAUUUCAUACAAGUGACAAAAAAAGGAAACAAUGUGGAUUUGCACAACAUUCCCAUAACCCUGACACUUGGUGUAACAUCUACCGUACCAUCACUGCCUCUCCCAAAUAUAUUGCUGAUUGCAAGGAUGGAGGUCCCAGAACCUGAUAAUGCAACACCCUAUACGGAACUCUCCAGCAACCACAUUCUCUUGACUACAAGCUGUGUAACACUUUCUCCUUAUUUUCUUUGCAGAAUUGUUCCGCUCAAGUUUGUAAAAUUAACAGUCUGCGAGAAACAGAAACAGCUGCUUAAACUGCGCAUGGCCAAUGGCAAAUCUUACUACCUGUUGCUCGACAGGAUUCAUCCAGAUAUUGUCUUUCUGAAGUGGACACGUCUAAUUCACAUACUUCGCUGUGGACUCUCCACCACUUUUAAAGAUCCAUCUGUUCAUAUGCCUCAAACAAACUUUUGUGAUUCGUACAGCUCCUCAUCUAUUACAUCACUGGAGGACUAUGAAACACGGAGACAACAUCAGAAAGCAAGACAACAAGGAAAAAAAGAGAAACCUAGUAGAGGUCAAUACCAAUCACCCUUUCAGAAAUGCAAGCCAUUCGAAAGAAAGACAUCCCUGCAAAUAACAGAUGACAAUGAAAACAAGAGGAUCCCUCGUGAAACAGGCUACCAAACCAUCCAGACAAACAGUUUUUCUGAACAAUAUGAAAAAGAGCAAACAUUGAGCUUUUGUUACUGCAACAAGUGUGAUUACUGUCUUCACAAGCAUCUGACAAAUAGAUGGAGUGAUUCUGAAGACAGUAAAGAACAAUCAGAAGAUAUUCCGUGUGAGGAGAUGGAUUAUGGACUCUGGGAACGAGAUGCACCAGCGCUAAUGCCACUUUCCCGUCUCAGUGGCCUCAUUGCCACAGGGCGGGGGUUUAAGACAUUUUAG
Messenger RNA from Acipenser ruthenus (sterlet), 1068 nucleotides. RefSeq names its product Golgi-associated RAB2 interactor protein 1A-like. Bases 1 to 1068 code for a protein of 355 amino acids. Gene Ontology annotation, cellular component: nucleus. The transcript is spliced from 6 exons. Lineage: Eukaryota; Metazoa; Chordata; Actinopteri; Acipenseriformes; Acipenseridae. The record is from RefSeq and is a predicted model, not a curated record.